Messenger RNA from Drosophila elegans, 1520 nucleotides. RefSeq names its product P3 protein. Lineage: Eukaryota; Metazoa; Arthropoda; Insecta; Diptera; Drosophilidae. The transcript is spliced from 2 exons. The record is from RefSeq and is a predicted model, not a curated record. Gene Ontology annotation, cellular component: membrane. Bases 27 to 1403 code for a protein of 458 amino acids.
GCAAUCAGUUGGAGAAACGACGCAGCAUGGACAAUACAUCAAUGGAGUUGCUGGUAGUGGGCCUACUCCUGAUUCUCGUCCGCCAAGGCGUUCGAUCGGAGUUUGGCGACCUGGCCGGCGAUUGGCUGGUGGAUUAUGGCCAGUCGGAGCUGCGACUGCUGGAGGGUGAAAGUCAGUCGGUGGUGUUGCACAUAUACAAUGUGCUGCCCAAGGAUUCGGCACUGGAUUACCAAUUUGUGGUCUACUCAGGGGAUGAGCAGAGGGCAUCGUCUCUGAUCACGAUACCAUGGGAGGAUUUCGACCAGUUGGGUAGCUGGCGGGGAUCGGUCGAUGUCACCGGAGUGCGAUUCGGAUACAGUUCGCUGGAAGUGGAGCUGCAAUCGGCCGGGCUAAAGGAGAAGGAGGCAUAUCCGAAUCCCCUGAGCAUAGCGGUCCUAAGGUCACGAGUGGUGGACGAACGUGUCACCACCUACGUGUCCGCUGCCUUGGCUCUGCUGAUGUUCCUCAAUCUGGGAACUGCCUUGGAUCUGCAUCGACUGGCGGCCAUCGUUUGCCGACCCGUUGGCCCCGUGGUGGGCGUGGUCAGUCGAUUCGUGGCCAUGCCCGCCCUGGGCUUUGGACUGGGUCGUGCCCUUUGGCCGGGCGCCUGGCCACUGCAACUGGCCCUUCUCUAUACCGCCGUGGCGCCCAGCGGUGGCCUGGCCAAUGUGUGCACCGUCUUCCUCAAGGGCAACCUCAAUCUGUCGGUGGCCACCACCACCAUCAAUUGCCUGCUGGCCCUGGCCUUCCUACCCAUUUGGAUUUUGGUCUUGGGGCGGCUGCUCUACGAAGACGACGAGCUGGCGGUGCCAUUUGGCCAACUCUCUGGCGGAGCGGCUGCCCUGGUGGCCUGCCUGGCCAUUGGCGUUCUGCUGCGACUCUGCGUCCCGCGCACCACGCGGUUCAUCUUCCGCUUCCUCAAGCCGCUCUCCGUGAUCCUCAGCUUGUGCCUGGUGGGGCUGACCGUGGGACUCAACUGGUUCGUCUUCCUCGAGUUUACCUGGCAGGUUCUGGUGGCUGCCUUGUGCCUGCCCCUCGCUGGGUACCUGGCCACUUACCUGCUGUCCAAGCUGCUCUGCCGGUCGGCCACCGACGCAAUGACCCUGUCCAUCGAGGCCAGUGUGCUGAACAUGACCAUGCCCAUUGUGCUGCUGCAGUCCAGUCGACUGGACCAGCCGCAACUGGAUCUCGUCCUGGUGGUGCCCAUUGCGUCCUCGCUGGUGUCCCUGGUCCUGGUGAUCCUCUUCUAUGGCGCUCGGCGAUGCCUUGGCUGGAAUAAGCGGCAGGAUGAGGAUGGCUUCGACCACAAGCAGCUGAUAGCGGAGCACGAGGAGCAAGAGGGUGACCUAUACCAGCGGCCCUAAAUCGUUUUUUAUUUUUGUUUAUAGGAUUAUGGACAAACGCUGAAAGGCUUUUAAUCGCUCGACACUAUUACUAAACCAUUUGAACUUAUUGAAAGAAAUGGUUAUAAGUAUGUACAA